CACACACACACACACACACACACACACACACACACACACACACACACACACACACACGCACAAUCUCUGUUACCUGGGCAACCUUGUUAGGGUGGAGGAAUACUUCUUACCACCUACAUUUCCCUCCUCCCCCCUCCCUCUCUCUCUCUCUCUCUCUCUCUCUCUCUCUCUCUCUCUCUCUCUCAAGGGAAGUGCAGGAAGUAUAGCAGCUCAGACACAUUCAGACUCAGCCAUCAGACCACACUUCCCUCAUCCUCACUCUCCUCAUCCCUCCAUUCAUCCUUCUCCCUUCUAAUUCCAGUAAUCUCUUUCUCUUCUUCCCUUCUCAUUGCCCUCAGCACUGUCUGUCUCUCUUCUUUCCAUCUCUUUGAUUGACUUUGACAAAGUUUGAAGCAUGGGCUGUGGGAAUUCCACCUCUGCUAGCACAGCUGCAGGUCCAUCUGAGUCAGCUAAAGAUGUCCCAUCGGAUCAUCUCUUGGUUCUGUUCUGGUUCUGGGCCCACAGGCAAGACGAUUCAUCUGUGGAUGAUGAGAAGAGGAGGAAUUAUGGUGGAGUGUAUGUGGGCUUACCUGCAGACCUCAGCAAUGUGGCCACUGGACAAACACCCUCCACACACAAAGAAUAAUGAUAUUCAGAGCUGAAGGCACAGAUAAAGGGCUUUCCAGAGGGAAUCUUGGCUGAAAAUUGCUGCGUAAUAAUCUCAAAAGGACGCAAUUUUCGUCAUCGUUGAUUGGCUUGUUGGGACUCGCCGGAAUCCUCUGAGAGCCAAUCAUCUAAUUGAACUCUCUGGAAACUGAGCUGGAAUAAGUUCAGCUGACAAGGUCAGAGGUCAAAGACAAAUCUGAGUUUGUUAGCAUCACUCAGCGCUUUUAAGGGCAAGUUCUACCAGCACCUUGCUUCUCAGGACAAUGACACACAGGUGUUAAUGACAAUCACAGAGCAAUGAAGAUGCUAAAAAUGUGUCUCUGAGCUCAAACCUGUUCCCUCACAAUAUUGCUCGGAGGUUUCACAAGGGUCAAGUGGUUUUCAAGAGGGAAAUGGGACUCUUAAGGCACUAUGUGUGCACUCACGAGUCUGUGUUUUUGUUCUUUCACUCUUUCAACAUGAUACACAUCCUUUCAGACAUUCUCCUUUAGUCUUAAGAAAAAAAUCCAUUUUGUAAGAGUAAUGUUUGCAAGAUGGCUAAAGAGGUACAUGAAGUGCCUUCGAAGGAGCUUGUUGCUGGUCUGUCAGGUGAGUCCUCUUAGUGCUUCUUCAAAACCUGCACUGUCUUCUGGAGGUGAAAUCAAGGGUUAUGUGUUUGUGAUUGGGUUUAAGGUCCCUCCAUCUCGCUAAUCCAAUUAGAGUGACCCAGUGAGAGCCGAGUUUUACAGCGAGUGUAUCUGUGCUAGCAGCGCCUGACCUGAGAGAACUCAGAGGACAGUGUAAGUAGGCCAGCUGGAACUCACGCUCCUGUGACACAGGGAGAAGAGAUGAGGAGAGAAAGACAGAGAGUGAUAGAAAGACAGAGAGCACUUGAGCCAGACUGUGUCACAGCGGGUGCUGAAUGAGACACCGAUUCCUGAGGGAUGGCAGGAUGUGAGCCGACACUGUGACACGGGUUCUAGCUGAACUCCCAUGAAAUCACUUUCCUCACUCCUUAAAGAGACCCAGAAAGAAAUGUGGUUGUUAUAUAUUGUUCCAAAACUGUAUACUUUUUAUUUUCUUUUGUGUGACACAAAAGGAAGAAUUUUGAAGGAUGCACUGGUCAUUUUAAGGACUAUAAAAGCAUCAUUAAAGUAAUAUAAUUAUGUAUUUUAAAUUUAAGUUUGGGGUCAAUAAGAUAUAUAUUUUUUAAAAUAAGUAUCUUAUGUUCACUAAGUCUGCAUUUAUUUGAUCAAAAAUACAGU
Messenger RNA from Cyprinus carpio (common carp), 1889 nucleotides. Its product is annotated as overexpressed in colon carcinoma 1 protein homolog. The record is from RefSeq and is a predicted model, not a curated record. NCBI's taxonomy places the organism in Eukaryota, Metazoa, Chordata, Actinopteri, Cypriniformes, Cyprinidae.